Messenger RNA from Melitaea cinxia (Glanville fritillary), 2349 nucleotides. RefSeq lists its product as uncharacterized. NCBI's taxonomy places the organism in Eukaryota, Metazoa, Arthropoda, Insecta, Lepidoptera, Nymphalidae. Bases 1 to 2349 code for a protein of 782 amino acids. The transcript has 7 exons. The record is from RefSeq and is a predicted model, not a curated record.
AUGGACGUUUUGCAUCGGUUCCCAAAUCCUGUCCAAAAUGAAGAAAGAUUUAAAUUAUGGACGAGUGUUUUGGACCCAGAAAUGCAAGAAAGAGAUCCACUCUAUAUUUACAAUAGUUUAAGAUUAUGUAACAAACAUUUUGAGAGGUGUUAUCACACACCUAGUGGGAAAUUAACACGAAACGCGUUUCCAACUUUAAUCACAGUUGCACACCAGGCGUUUAACCAACCAUUACUUGUAGAUGACUCAUUAUUAACAGAAUCUUCAAUUAUUGAUACACCACGUACGUCCGCUACACAAGAAAUUACUCAACCAUUACUACAGAGUGACCUGCUCAUAAAUUUUAUUAAAGAAGCAUUGCCUUCUUUAUCACAAGAUAUGGAUGUAACUUUGCAUGUACCAGACAAUUCAGAAAUUCCAUCAACAUCUCAACAUACUAUGGAUGCAGAUAAAACUAUUAGUGCUAACAAUACCAAAAAACUUAGAAGAAAAGUUUAUAAACUCGAAAGUAGGCUAAAAAGCCUAAGUUCGAAGUGUAAUGCACAGAAAAAAAAAAUUGAAUGCGCCAAGAAUCUUUCAAAUUCAAAAAUAUUUUUAAAUACAAUCGAUAAGUUGCCGAAAUCAAUGCAGAUUUUUACAAAACUACAAUUAAAACAUAAAAAUAAACCAAGAGGAAGAAGGUAUACUACCGAUGAAAAAAUAAUGGCACUCUCCAUAUUUAAACAGAGCACAAAAGCAUAUAGUUUUUUAGAAAAAUUGUUUGUGCUGCCUUCAAAGAGGCGCUUACAAAAACUAUUAAGCCAAAUACCGUUAAAACCAGGGAUAAAUGAAGACAUUUUCAAACACUUAAAGAAGACUGUCUGUAGAUUACCCAAAGAAAAAAGAUUGUGCACCCUGAUCUUUGAUGAGGUGGCAAUAGAACCAGGGCUGUAUUUUAAUAAAGGUCAUAUCAUUGGGUUUGAAGACUUUGGCUAUAAAAACACUUCGAAAAUUGCAGAUCAUGCGUUAGUGUUUAUGCUAAAAAGUAUCAAAGCAAAGUUUAAACAGCCAAUAUGCUUCACAUUUUGCCAAAGUUGCACAAAAAAAGAUGAUCUGAAAUAUUUAAUAAAGCUUAUAAUCAGAGAAAUUCAUAAAACGGGUCUAAAAAUAAUAGCUACAAUAUGUGACCAGUCACAAACAAAUGUUAGUGUAAUAAAAAGCCUCAGAGAUGAUACAAGGGGAGAAUAUUUAAGAAAAGGAAAUGAUUAUAUCUCUUUUGCCUUUGAGAUUGAUGGUAAAAAAAUUUUUCCUCUUUUUGAUACUCCACACCUUUUAAAAGGGGUGCGAAAUAAUUUAUUAAAAAAGGAUGCCUAUUACAUAAAAAAUGGUGUCGAAAAAGUGGCAAAGUGGGCACAUAUUGUCAUGCUAUACAAUGUGGAUGUUGGCAAAGAUGAAAUAAGACUGGUCAAUAAAUUGACAGAUUACCAUGUAAUUGAAAAAAAAAUACCAAAAAUGAAAGUAAAGUAUGCUGCUCAAGUAUUCAGCCAGAGAGUGUCAUCAGCAAUAGGUUUUUUGGCAAGGCACAAUAUAUUACCCUCCGAGUGUGAAGAUACCUCAUUUUUCUUAUUGACAUUUGACAAAUUGUUUGAUUCUUUUAAUGGACACUCUUAUUCAGGUACCUCAAAAGAACUAGCAGGGUGUCUUAAAAACAAUUCCCCUCACAAAAAUUUUUGGUUGGAAGUUAUACCCUUACUAAAAAGUAUUCAAUUUAAAAAUGUUAUUAAAAAAAGGGAUGGCAUAGAAUCCAUCAAAUUUGAAAAAGUGCCAUCUAUUAUAAACUGGAUUUCCAACAUUGAGACGUUUUUAGAAAUGUGGGAAUUGUUAAAAAAGGAACACCAAAUAUGUAAUUUAAUAACUAGACAGUUUAAUCAAGACCCCUUAGAAAAUUUCUUUUGUGGUAUUAGAAGUAACGGUGUCCGAAAUACAAAUCCUACCUGUGCUCAAUUUGUAAACGCAUAUAAAACACUAUUAGUCAAUAACUUAGUCUCACCUCAUUCAGUUAACGCGAACUGUGAAGCAGACGAUAAUAAAUGCUUGCAGUCAUUAUGUCACCUUUUAAAUGAUCCUAAAGACAGUGCUAUGCAAGAGAAAAACAGUAAUUUUCAUAUCGAUAGCUUUAUAGAUAAUUUAUCUCUUCCAAUUACAGUUGGCGACGAUGAGCAUAAUGUUCUUUAUAAUGAAUCAAAACGUUGGUGUAAAGGUGUAAACCAAUUAAUAAAAGGAAAAAUUGUUACUUUUGACGAAAGUGAUGUGGUAAAAGCACAGGCUAGGAGUUAUUAUUUGAAAAAAUUAAAAAAAAUAAAGCAAUAA